CAAAUGUUCACCUGUACCGCACAUCGCGAACCAGACACUGCCAUGAUGCAAAGUCGUUCUCAGAUUCUGUGAUGCCACAAGCGCUCAAUGCUCAAAGACACUCAAGUUCACUGAUCCCUCCAUGAGAUCUGGAAUGUUUGGAUCAUGGAUGUGCACAGUCUCGCCUCGGUGUUGCCCGAAGGCUUCCGUGCCUUCUAUGCCCGCAACGCCUAUAUUGUCGGCGCCUCAGAAGCAGACUAUCCAACUAUUUGGGUCGUCCUGCUCCUGGCCGCUGCAGGUGUUGGUGUUUUGUGGCUCAGCUCCACACAAUCUACCAAGGCGAAGCAGCCACCAUGUCUCAGUGAGACCAUUCCCCGGGUCACCAACAUAUAUCACUGGUGGACCAACAUGAAGAAAUUUCUGGUGCGGGUAGAGGAAGCCCUCCAAAACUCUAGUGUGAUCAAGUUCUAUCUUGGCCCCACGACUGCAUAUGUAGUCCGCGGGGCUGCCAACGUUCAGGAGAUAUUUCGGACGUCCAGCACAAGCAAGUUCGAGAGCGACAUCAUGAUCGAAAUGGUGGCCGCCAGGCAGUGGGGGAUGCCCAAGAAGGAUCUCGACAAGAUCAAAAGAGACAAGUCAGGUCGCUCCAAGAAGCCCUUGCCUGGCACCGAAGACCUCCCCGAGCAGGACCGCUUCUUUUAUGCGCAGCACCACAUAUACAGCGAGUACCUGGCGCACUUGCGUUCCUCCACUGGCCUUGCCGAGGUCUUUUACAAGUUUGUUACCGACAAACUCGACGCAGAGCCGGUGGGAGCCUGGAAGACCGUGAGCCUGGUGGGGUUUUGUAGGAUGGAGGUCGCCGAAGCCGCAAUCCGCACCCUUCUGGGAUCGCAGGUCGUCGACAACCACCCUGACUUCCUCGACGCAUUCUGGAAAUGGGAGGCAGACGCCGUGCUGUUGUUCUUUGGUGUUCCUCGCUGGCUCAACUCUCGCCCGUACGACGCCAGAGAGCGUCUCAAUCGUAUCAUGAAAGACUAUAUGCGGCUUGCUGACCAAUUCGACUUUGACGGCCCCGAUUCCGAAGUCGUCUGGGAAGAGCGCUCCGGCUCAAGGGUGGCCCGUGAGAUGCUCAAGUAUUAUCGGGGGACGGAUUUUGACGAUGAGGGCAUUGCUGGAUACUAUGCCACGUUCUUGCUUGCGCAAAACUCAAACACCCUCCCCAUCGCAACUUGGGUCGUGAUGGAAGCCGCCCAAGACCCUGCGCUUUUGCAGGCCUUGCAGAAGGAGGUUGACCAGGUCUUUGCGGAAGAUCACACUCUAGUUAUCCCAAAACUCCUGGCGCUGCCGUUAUUGCAGUCUGUGUACACGGAGGCUCUGCGUCUACACAUGUCCUUCAACCUCCCGCGCACCACGCGUGACAAGGUCGUCAUGGACGGCUACGAGAUCAGGAAGGGCACCCUGGUUCUGGCCCCCAUUGAGAUUGCCCACCUCGACGAGGCCGUCUGGGGCUCUCCGGGCCAUCCAGCCUCCGAAUUCUGGGCGGAGCGUCACCUCAAGUACACGGAGACUGUCGACAAGGACACUGGCCAGAAGACCAUGCGGCCGGAGUUUUCCAUGGCCAAGAACGCGAACAUGUUCUUCCCGUACGGCGGAGGAUCUGGGAUCUGUCCCGGUCGGACCUUUGCUAAGCAGGAGAUCCUCAUGAUUGCGGCGAUCCUGCUGGCCAAGUUUGAUUUUGAGUUUCUCGAGUGGACCAAGCUGGACGGAACCAAAUCCGAUCGACCGGCUCAGGACGACGAGAGGUAUACCGGGAUGGCGGCGAUGCCUCCGGAUCGGGACAUGAAGGUCCGCCUCAAGAGACGGUGGUAGAUCGUGCCCAAUGCGUAGUCUCUAGACUAUUCCAGUGUCUCGACUCCCACGCCAGGCAAUUUAGCUUCUUGUGUUGGCUGCCAGCGGACGGACAGACGGAGGGGAAAGUCUUAUUUGGAGGAAAGUCCAAGGGGGCUUCGACCGUCCGCAUAUAUUCGAGGUCCUAUCAUCUUAUAAAGUCGCAAUGUCACUUUGGUGCGUCCUUCUUUUACG
Messenger RNA from Cryphonectria parasitica EP155, 2061 nucleotides. RefSeq names its product putative cytochrome P450. The coding region runs from base 145 to 1848 and encodes 567 amino acids. The transcript has 4 exons. The record is from RefSeq and is a predicted model, not a curated record. Lineage: Eukaryota; Fungi; Ascomycota; Sordariomycetes; Diaporthales; Cryphonectriaceae. Gene Ontology annotation, molecular function: oxidoreductase activity, acting on paired donors, with incorporation or reduction of molecular oxygen; heme binding; iron ion binding.